Messenger RNA from Amborella trichopoda, 3020 nucleotides. The record is from RefSeq and is a predicted model, not a curated record. NCBI's taxonomy places the organism in Eukaryota, Viridiplantae, Streptophyta, Magnoliopsida, Amborellales, Amborellaceae.
AAAAGUAGAGCGAGAGGAGAGAGAGAGGCGCAAAAGGCCCUCUUCAUUCGACACCACCGCGAUUGUGCAUCUCCUUCGUCCAAAGCUCAUCGUUGAAUAUCAGCAUAGGAUUUGUGGUGAUGGAAUCAAAUUGAGGUUUUCAAGAUGGUGACCUGGUUUCUGAGAACGAGAUUAUGAAGACAUGGGGUUCAUGGGGAUAUGAUAAUUUGUCUCUAUUAUCUCACCAGGAAUCUCACGAGCAUCUUUUGGGCAUUUAAAAACUGAGCUUAAUCUGAGGGAAACAUAUGGUGGGGGUUUAGGUUUUAUGUCAAGAAAGAUAUGGUUAGACUGAGGAGGAAUACUUUGCAUUGUAUGGGUGAGGAAGCAUGCCCAGGCUUCGGAGUGGAGUGCGCAAAAGCCGCGCUCCCCCUGUGAAUACUCGACAAAAGCCACAAGAGUGCCCUUCACCUGCAAAAAAGAAGCUUGUGCAACGCCCAAGAAACCCUUGUUACAUUCGCACAAGAGCUGCAGCUGCUAAAGAGAACGCUGCAGAUUUAGGGACUAAGCCAAGAGGAAGAGGGGUGGGGCCAAGAACUAGGGCACCAACAAGGAAGAAGGGAAAGGCCAAAGAGGUGGGACCACCAAGUGCUGGGGUUUUGGAGUUGUUGUCAGAGCCGAGUGGUCGAGGAAAGGACGUCAUGGGUGACGACAGCGGGGCCAUUAGUGCUGAGAGAGCUGCUGCGCCUGAAGAUGAGGGCAGUACCGCCCCAUUUCCCGAGAGAGUUCAAGUUGGAGGAUCUCCAGUUUACAAGAUUGAAAGAAAGCUUGGGAAAGGUGGGUUUGGUCAGGUUUUUGUUGGACGUCGCAUUUCUGGUGGUAGUGAACGUUCAAGUGGUGCCGGGGCUAUAGAGGUUGCUUUGAAGUUUGAGCACCGAAACAGCAAAGGUUGCAAUUAUGGUCCUCCUUACGAGUGGCAAGUUUACAACACCCUCGGUGGCAGCCAUGGUGUCCCAAGAGUACACUACAAAGGGAGGCAGGGUGAUUAUUACAUAAUGGUCAUGGACAUGUUGGGUCCCAGUUUAUGGGAUGCAUGGAACACAUCCGGUCAAGCAUUGCCUGUUGAAAUGGUGGCUUGUAUUGCUGUUGAGUCUAUUUCGAUACUGGAGAAGAUGCAUUCUAAAGGCUAUGUGCACGGAGACGUAAAGCCUGAAAAUUUUUUACUUGGUCAGCCGUCCACGCCAUCUGAGAAAAAGCUGUUUCUUGUGGACCUUGGAUUAGCUACCAAAUGGAGAGACAGUACCAGUGGGCAGCAUGUUGAAUAUGAUCAACGCCCUGAUGUCUUCAGAGGAACUGUGCGAUAUGCUAGUGUUCAUGCACAUUUGGGAAGAACUGCGAGCAGAAGAGACGAUCUGGAGUCUCUUGCAUACACCCUUAUAUUUCUUCUUCGAGGGAGGUUACCAUGGCAGGGUUAUCAGGGUGACAACAAAUCUUUUCUAGUUUGUAAGAAGAAGAUGGCGACUUCUCCAGAGAUGCUGUGUUGCCUUUGCCCUUAUCCUUUCAAGCAGUUCCUUGAAAUUGUGGUGAAUCUGAAAUUUGAUGAAGAACCCAACUAUUCCAAAUUAAUAUCUCUAUUUGAUGGAGUAAUUGGUCCAAAUCCAUCUGUCAGGCCAAUUAAUACAGAUGGUGCUCAGAGGAUUAUGUGUCAAGUAGGCCAGAAAAGAGGUAGGCUAACUAUUGAUGAAGAAGAUGAUGGGCAACCAAAGAAGAAGGUCCGUUUAGGACUUCCUGCUACUCAGUGGAUUUCAGUCUACAAUGCUAGGCAUCCAAUGAAACAAAGGUAUCAUUAUAAUGUGGCUGAUGCUCGACUAGCACAACAUGUCGAUAGAGGAAUAGUGGAUGGUCUUCUAAUAAGUUGUGUGGCGUCAUGUUCAAAUCUAUGGGCACUAGUUAUGGAUGCAGGAACUGGGUUUACAAGUCAAGUUUAUGAUCUAUCGCCAUACUUUCUUAACAAGGAAUGGAUCAUGGAGCAAUGGGAAAGGAACUAUUACAUAAGUGCUAUUGGUGGUGCUAAUAAUGGGAGUUCUUUAGUAGUGAUGUCUAAAGGAACCCAGUAUACUCAACAAUCUUACAAAGUUAGUGAUACGUUCCCCUUCAAAUGGAUAAACAAGAAAUGGAGGGAAGGAUUUCAUGUGACUUCCAUGGCCACUGCUGGAAGUCGAUGGGGAGUUGUCAUGUCACGUAAUGCGGGUUUUUCGGAUCAGGUUGUUGAGCUGGAUUUUCUGUAUCCUAGUGAAGGAAUUCACAGACGUUGGGAUAGCGGGUAUAGGAUUACAGCAACAGCAGCCACUUUUGAUCAGGCUGCGCUCAUCUUGAGUGUACCCAAGCGCAAGCCAGGGGAUGAAACUCAGGAGACUCUGCGGACAUCUGCAUUCCCAAGUAGUCAUGUAAAGGAGAAAUGGUCAAAGAAUCUCUAUCUAGCUUCAAUAUGUUAUGGGCGAACUGUGUCUUAAGAAGCACCCCUUCCUGAGUGGAGAAUUAGAAUAUCGGAAUAUUGAGAAGAUCGGCUGCAUUCGUUUCUCUCUCUUAAGUGGUGCAAGGAUCAACGCACGUAAAAUCGGGGUAAUUAUUGAUACUUGUUUGGUAAUCCUAUGUAUUUUUUGUUAUCUUUGUUUUGGUUUAUUUCUUAUUUUUGUUUCUGAAUGGCCUCCUAAUUGUAUAAAAUGCUGAAAGAGAAGUGAUGGUUCGAUGGGUUAUAAAGUCCAGAAGUUUGAUCUGCCCCCGCUGGACCUCGAGAAAGAUCAUGUAUAUUUACUUGAAUGUAUAUCAGUGCCUCCAUGCUUUUGAUGCUUUUUUAGGUCUACUCUCGUAAAGUCCAUAUGCUGUAAUUUCCCUGACGAUUGUCCGAAGUGGAACUUGGAUAUAUUGAUCCAAGCCGUGUAACAGGACUCGUGUCUAUGGCUCUUGGCACAUUUUGACACGCCAAGAUAAAGUCACAGUCGUGUGAUAGAUAUGUUAUAAAUCUAGACAUUUCUUCUUGAAAA